GAAUACCAGUCGGGCGGGGUUGGGUCUGGGCUCAGCUGUCUGUCCUCAGCUUACAAGGAAGAGCUAUGCACAGGGCUGGAAGAUGGCAGAGCUGCAGAUGUUACUAGAGGAGGAAAUCCCUGCUGGGAAGAGGGCUCUGAUUGAGAGCUACCAGAACCUCACCCGGGUGGCAGAUUACUGCGAGAGCAACUACAUCCAGGCUCCUGACAAAAGGAAAGCAUUAGAAGAAACUAAAGCCUAUACCACCCAGUCCCUGGCCAGCGUAGCCUACCAGAUCAAUGCAUUGGCCAACAAUGUCCUGCAACUUUUGGAUAUCCAAGCCUCCCAGCUGCGUAGAAUGGAAUCCUCCAUUAACCAUAUCUCCCAGACUGUGGACAUUCAUAAAGAAAAGGUGGCUCGCCGAGAAAUUGGCAUCCUGACGACAAACAAAAACACAGCAAGGAGCCACAAAAUAAUUGCGCCGGCGAAUAUGGAGCGUCCUGUCAGGUACAUACGGAAGCCUAUUGACUACACGGUGCUGGAUGACGUAGGCCAUGGGGUUAAGUGGCUAAAAGCCAAGCAUGGAGGAAAUCAAGCGGCAAGAACUGGUACCUUGACCAGGACAAAUCCACCCACGCAAAAACCGCCAAGUCCACCAAUGGCUGGCCGCGGAACUUUGGGGAGAAAUACACCGUACAAAACGCUGGAGCCAGUCAAGCCUCCCACGGUUCCGAAUGAUUACAUGACCAGUCCUGCUAGAAUUGGCAGCCAGCACAGUCCUGGAAGAACAGCAUCCCUGAAUCAGAGACCAAGAACACACAGUGGCAGCAGUGGAGGAAGUGGUAGUCGGGAAAAUAGUGGAAGCAGCAGCAUUGGUAUUCCCAUAGCUGUGCCAACGCCAUCUCCACCAACUAUUGGGCAAGGUACUAUUGGUGGCCCACCACCUGCGCCACCAGCUCCGCCCCCACCUCCACCCCUUCCUCCAGUGAGUGGUGGUACCAUUCCUGGAUCCCAGUUUGGCUCUAUGACCAGGCAGAUCUCACGACACAACUCAAACACGUCUUCUGCCUCUUCUGGCGGCUACAGACGAACCCCGUCUGUGACCUCUCAAUACUCUGCUCAACCCCAUGUCAACGGUGGUCCACUUUACUCUCAAAACUCAAUUUCUCUCGCUUCUCCCCCUCCCCCAAUGCCUCAAUUGACUCCACAGAUACCUCUCACAGGCUUCGUGGCCAGAGUGCAGGAAAACAUUGCUGAUAGUCCAACACCCCCACCUCCUCCACCACCUGAUGAAAUCCCAAUGUUUGAUGAUUCCCCUCCUCCCCCACCUCCACCCCCAGUUGACUAUGAAGAAGAGGAAGCUGCGGUUGUGCAGUACAGUGACCCAUAUGCAGACGGCGAUCCAAUAUGGGCACCCAAUACCUACCUUGAGAAAGUUGUUGCCAUUUAUGAUUAUGCAAAGGAUAAGGAUGAUGAGCUGUCUUUCAUGGAGGGAUCAAUAAUUUACGUAAUCAAGAAGAAUGACGAUGGCUGGUAUGAAGGAGUUUCCAAUGGUGUAACCGGCCUUUUUCCUGGGAAUUAUGUUGAAACAAUCAUGCACUAUGCGGAUUAAAAAUAUAUUUUUUUUUUUUUAAAGAGAGAACAUUGAGUUCAGUACAACACGUCUAUUCUGGUUUUAAAUUUAAUUGUAAGAAGUAACGUCUGCGUAUAUGUAAAGCCGUGGCUUGGGUUUUUAUCUCUUCUUCUUUUAACCUAUUCGGCGCCUGCGCACAUCUUUGUCGCCAAAAGGGCACAGGCAUUUGUGCUAUGGUGGAAUGUCUUCUCGUGAGCCUCAAAAGACCAAUUGCAGACGUAUCAACAGGGGGCGCCAGUUGUUUCUGCUUCUGUAUUCACUUCUCAGUCGUUGAUUUUAAUGACCAGCGUAAAUAUUCCAUUGGGUUAUAGGGUGUAGUAUUUAAUAAUGAAUUCAUCUUGUGCCAUUGCAUUUUUAUUUUCAGUGCAGCAUGGAAACUAACACUAAGUUAGACGAACAUUAACAGUUGGACUAUGAUUUAAUGCUACUACCGCUGGUCGUACUGCCUUUUAAUUAGAUAAUCGCUCAUUCUAAUUAUUAAACAAUUUGUUUAAAGCAUGCAUACAGAACUUAUGUACUGAAAUAUUUUUUUAAGAAUCCACAAUGCUUCCAAUAUAUUGUAACAUUUACCAUGAGUACUCACACAUUCAAGGAUUUGUGAAGUCUUUUAAAGUGUCCAUUUGUGAAUCAAAAAAAAAAAAAUGGUUGUAAUAUGUAUUUUGUAAUUUGUAUGCAUUUCUUUUCUUCAACCAUUUUGAAUAUCACUUUCCUGAAUACAUAACUGCUUUAAUGGACUGUACCUUUCUGGUUUUAAAUUCUGGGGAAAAAAUGUCUUUUGACGUACUUUGGGGGCGCUUAUAUUAUAUCCAAUCACGAAAAGAAAAUAAUUGGUCAGAUACAGUAAAGCCAAUUCUGAUGAAAAUACUUUUCUUUGAUUUUUAAAUAGUAGUGUUUCCUAUUACUGUUGUCAAAAACUGCUUUCUGAGGUUUAAUAUAAAUGAAUCAUUGAUUUAUUGCUAGUAUCCUGUAUGACAUGUUUUAUCAUUCAAAUAGUACACCAAGGACAAAUUUUGGACUUUGAUA
Messenger RNA from Pelobates fuscus (common spadefoot toad), 2635 nucleotides. RefSeq names its product abl interactor 1 (gene ABI1). Gene Ontology annotation, cellular component: SCAR complex; actin-based cell projection; lamellipodium. The record is from RefSeq and is a predicted model, not a curated record. NCBI's taxonomy places the organism in Eukaryota, Metazoa, Chordata, Amphibia, Anura, Pelobatidae. Gene Ontology annotation, biological process: regulation of cell migration; neuron migration. Gene Ontology annotation, molecular function: SH3 domain binding; signaling adaptor activity. The coding region runs from base 83 to 1591 and encodes 502 amino acids. The transcript has 12 exons.